Meira miltonrushii is the source of this 558-nucleotide messenger RNA. RefSeq names its product Osmotin, thaumatin-like protein. The transcript is spliced from 2 exons. Lineage: Eukaryota; Fungi; Basidiomycota; Exobasidiomycetes; Exobasidiales; Brachybasidiaceae. The record is from RefSeq and is a predicted model, not a curated record. Bases 1 to 558 code for a protein of 185 amino acids.
AUGCGAUUCAUUAUUCUUGUUUCAUCUAUAUUCUUCUUGGCUUUGACUUCAUUUGCAAAACCAACGGUAAAACGUGAUAAUCGAAUCACAUUUACGAUUUUCAACAAUUGUGAUGAAGGCGUUCAACCAAUCUUUGAUCCUUCUCUUCCGGGACGUGAAUUCACCGGUCAAAAUGUAAUCAAACCAGGUAAACACAGUGAAAUUCAUUUCACUUCAGACAAUUAUCGUGGUUCAAUUUAUACACGUAUCAAGGGUAGUAGACAAGACGGUCAAUUUAAUACAACUCAUGGUCAAUUUGAUAUUGGAACAGGUAAAUAUGCGAUCAGCAUUGCUAAUGGAUUCAACGUACCGUUAAGGUUGCAAUUACAAGGCAAACAAGAACCAGGUCCAGAUGGUACAACACAAUGCGAUUCAGCAUUUUGUGAAUGCAAACACUGCAAAGACGCUUUCCAUCAUCAACCCGGCUUGCUUACUCCAAAAGCAAGCGAAGAACCAUGUACUCGUCCUGUACAUGAAUGUCCACCUGAUUUCACCUAUUGGGUCGUUCAUUUUUGUUAA